AUGAUGUGGUUCCAACGCCCUUUUCUUGGCCUUCCGUCUGCUGCUAACAACAAGCAUCAUAUUCGAUUCUGUAUCUUCUUGGGCUGGACUCGGACACUCGUUAACAAACACGCCCUUCAACGUUCGCUCUUGUUUCUUCUUCCUCGCCAAUCAUCAACCCCUCGUCACGCACAAACAAGCGCUUCCAAGAUGCAGCUCUCGGCCCUCUUCCUCCUCGCCCCCGCCCUCGUGGCCGCGACUCUCGACCCGGCCACCUCCAACACCAAGGGCAAAUGCCCCUCGUCCUACGCCUGCAGCGCCACAAAGGUCUCCAAGGCCAUCCAGGCCGCCGAGUGCUCCCACAACACGCGCACCGGCAAGACCCAGACCUUUGCCGUCUUCGAGACCGACCACCAGUACGACGGCAACAAUGGCUACCCCUACGGCACCUGUUCCGCCUACACCUGCGACGCGCCCACCGAGAUGGUGGCCGACGAGGACUGCUGGACCUUUUUCUGGAGCGGCACCGGCGAGGAGAGCGGCGUCGGCACCGGCUGCAUCAAAGACCCCAACACGGGCGAAUGCGGUUGCGAGAACUCUGACGGCACUUUCGUUCCCGGCAGCGACAGCUGUAAGUAAGGUAACGGCGUACUGAUCCUGGGCAAGGCCACGAGUGGCAUGUUGGGAGCGUCCAUCGCCCUCGUCCUGCACGACGCCUGUGUUACAGCAUGAAUACAACCGAAAUUGUUUAUAAAUACGAAGAAGAAGGAGAAGGGGGGGGAAAAGAAGAAAAUAUCAAGUGAUGUGUGAUGUGGUCCUACACUGGAACAGAAUAGCGGGAAUACGACCUCGUUGCUCGUCCCCUUCGCUACAUCAGGCUCAAAGUAAGGCCGAUCAUUUGGGAACAAGAUCUUCUCUAUGGAUUUUUAUUCGGCGCUAAAAUCAAUAAGCCAACUUGUUUGAUUUAUGCCGUUGUCUUUUAAUGGGAGCAAAUCAACAUUUUGGUGAUGUUGAUGUCGAGGCUUAUGAAC
Messenger RNA from Colletotrichum destructivum, 1010 nucleotides. RefSeq lists its product as uncharacterized. The coding region runs from base 1 to 618 and encodes 205 amino acids. The record is from RefSeq and is a predicted model, not a curated record. The transcript is spliced from 2 exons. NCBI's taxonomy places the organism in Eukaryota, Fungi, Ascomycota, Sordariomycetes, Glomerellales, Glomerellaceae.